Metarhizium album ARSEF 1941 is the source of this 1422-nucleotide messenger RNA. RefSeq lists its product as uncharacterized. Bases 1 to 1422 code for a protein of 473 amino acids. The transcript is spliced from 2 exons. Lineage: Eukaryota; Fungi; Ascomycota; Sordariomycetes; Hypocreales; Clavicipitaceae. The record is from RefSeq and is a predicted model, not a curated record.
AUGCGCCUCUCAGAUGCAGCUCUUCCGCGACCGCCCGUCUCCCGCACCUUGUCCAAACCCACUGGUCAACGACAUCGCCGAGACCUGAAUAACAAGGAUUUAACAUUGAUCAUAAUUGUAGCCUUCAUCGCACUGUUUGCACUAUUAUCAGUCCUCUUUGUCGCUUUCUUCAGAGCACGCCGCCGGCGGCCAGAUGAUCAAGCCGCUGGAGCAAGCGGGCGGUGGCCAGUUCUCCAUCUAUUCGGGCGCAAACCAUUUGGCCAUGCAAGAUACCAACAAGCUCGUGGCGAAAAUCUUGACGGCGAAGCUCACAUUCACCAGCUCGAACCAACAGCGGUGUCUAUCAAUCAUGUCAAUACCCUUCGAGAUCCACGACUUUUGGGGAGUACAAUGACAUGGGCGACUCAAACUGCGGCUUCUGUUGACCGAAACACCUCUAUUCGUUCUGUGAUGACAUUACCUGCGUACCGUGCCACUGCCGCAAAUAAUGAGCAGGUUCUCGGGAGAGAGGGUGAUAGGGAUGGUGUUGACGUUAUCGUCGAUCUCCCUACUGCCGAGGAGGAGGAAGCUUUACGAGACGAGGAAAUGGAAGCAAUAUAUCAAAUACGAGUUACCAGACGAGAACAGAUCGCAGUGCAUAAUGAGUUGAGACGACAACGCCGCGAGGCUCGGCAGCGGGGUGACAGUAAUGCCUUGGCAAAUAUCAGGGCUCGCUCUCGCGCUACCAACAAUAAUAAUAACAUUGACGAGCUCCGCCAAGAAUUGAGCCGUAUACAAGACCAGCGACAGAGAUCUGUUUCCAGCGUUUCAUAUGCAGAUUUGGGUGUUGCGCGACACGACGGGACUCGGAUCAGGGCUAAUAGCAACGAGAGCGAAUGUGCUGGACUACUUUCCGAUGCUGCCAGCAUCGCGCUUUCAACCCGUUCUGAGCUUGGUUCAUCACCAGGUCUGCAUCGCCGAGAACGGAGCACAAGCUCUCUGAGUAGUAUCGAUAGCGAAUUUAACCCGGGAUCCUCCAGGACGCGGGACUAUUCAAGAUCUACAACACCAAGGUUGCCGAGUGUAGAGCCUGAGGCUGGAUUCGGGCCGGAGCCUGUGGAGGGUCGUUCUGGAGUGGAACCAAUUUUUCCUCCAGAGUAUGAGAACGUAUCCCUCGGAGAAGAUCAUGCCGGGGCAAUUGCAAGAUCGAUGACCCCUCCGCCACCGGAUUAUUCGGGAACAAGCGAACAGACACCACAGACUGAACAAACAAUCACAGAACCUGCUCAUGCAACUCCCCAGGAAGAUUGGGCAUUUUCUCCGUUCCGUACACCGAGAGGGGUUGGUGGCGUACCUCAAUUACCCAGCUUGCGCAUAUCUAGGCUCCCGGCGAUUGUUAUCCAGCCACUAAACGAAGAGUCUCGUGAUGGUAAUGCAUUAUGA